This is a messenger RNA of Fusarium keratoplasticum, 1629 nucleotides long. Its product is annotated as MFS domain-containing protein. Gene Ontology annotation, cellular component: membrane. Bases 1 to 1629 code for a protein of 542 amino acids. NCBI's taxonomy places the organism in Eukaryota, Fungi, Ascomycota, Sordariomycetes, Hypocreales, Nectriaceae. Gene Ontology annotation, molecular function: carbohydrate:proton symporter activity. The transcript has 4 exons. The record is from RefSeq and is a predicted model, not a curated record. Gene Ontology annotation, biological process: transmembrane transport; carbohydrate transport.
AUGGAAGACAAGAUUGAACCCCACAUCCACCAUGAAGGCGACGAGGGAGAAAUCGAAACCAAGGUCGUUGGCGGCCACGAAGCUUUCCAGAAAGCCAUGAUCCAAGACCCCCCUUACGCCUGGUCCAGAGGCCAACUCUUCAUCUACCUCUUUUCCCUCGUCGGCUUCCUCUGCAGCACGAUGAACGGCUACGAUGGCUCGUUGAUUAAUAAUCUCCUUCAAAACCCCUGGUUUCGGGAAAAACAUGGUGUCGACAACAGCGGUAUCUGGGCGGGCAUCGUGUCUUCCAUGUACCAGAUUGGUGGCGUGGUUGCGCUGCCCUUCGUCGGACCCGUCAUCGAUGGGUUUGGCCGACGCUGGGGUAUGUUUUCUGGUGCAGCCCUCAUCAUCGUUGGCACCGUGAUUCAGGGCCUUUCGCAUAAUGCCGGUGGGUUCAUGGGUGGACGAUUCCUCCUUGGUUUUGGGGUGUCAAUUGCAGCAUCUGCUGGGCCCAUGUAUGUUGUAGAGCUGAAUCAUCCGGCAUACCGUGGACGUGUUGGAGCCAUGUACAACACUCUCUGGUUCUCUGGAGCCAUUGUUGCCGCCGGCUCUGCCCGUGCUGGCCUCAAUACUGGAGGCGAUUACUCCUGGAGACUCAUCACCUGGCUCCAGGCUCUUUGCUCAGGCCUCAUCAUGAUAACCAGUCUGUUCUUGCCCGAGUCGCCCCGUUGGCUGUAUGUCCACAACAAGCUGGACGCCGCCAAGUCCGUCCUCACACAUUAUCACGGCAAUGGAAACCCAGACUCCCCUUGGGUGAAGUUGCAGCUGUCCGAGUACGAAGAGGCACUGAACAUGGACGGCGCCGACAAGCGCUGGUGGGACUAUCGUGUUCUCUUCAGAGACCGCGCUGCGGUGUACCGCCUGUGCUGCAACAUGGCAGUAUCCAUCUUCAGCCAGUGGGCUGGAAACGCCGUCUUGUCCUACUUUCUGGGUGCUGUCCUCGACACGGCUGGGUACACGGGCACGAUCGAGCAGGCAAACAUCACCUUGAUCAACUACUGCCAGCAAUUUGCGUUUGCUAUUCUCGGUGCCUGCCUGGUUGACAGACUCGGCCGCCGACCCCUACUGAUCUUCUCGUUCGCUGCUUGCACUGUGGUCUGGCUGGGCAUGACGAUUGCGUCGUCCGAGUUUGCCAAGUCAUAUGUUGGAGAUGAUUCCAAAGGCGACCCGACCUACACCAAUCAAGCAGCUUCCAAGGCGGCUUUGGCUUUGGUGUUUAUCUUCGGCGCGGUUUUCUCGUUCGGAAUCACCCCUCUGCAGGCGCUUUAUCCCGUCGAGGUUCUCUCAUUCGAGAUGCGAGCCAAGGGCAUGGCGUUUUCCAAUUUGGCGGUUAAUGCUGCUGGACUGCUGAACCAGUUUGCAUGGCCGGUGGCGAUGGACAAGAUUGCGUGGAAGACGUAUAUCAUCUUUACCAUCUGGGAUCUCGUUCAAGUGGUGCUGAUCUACAUCUACCUACCCGAGACCAAGGGCCAUACUCUGGAGGAACUUGACGAGAUUUUUGCGGCUCAAAACCCGGUCAAGGCGUCAACCCAGAAGAAGGUGCUUGCUGUUCACAAGGACGGUGGUGUGGUCAACUUGGAGAAGGUGUAG